GGACACCUGCCGCUCACACUUGCUUCUGACACAGCUGUGUUUCUAGCAACCACACAACAGACACCAUGGGAUUUCUGAAUGCUGAGGAGAAGGCUCUGGUCCUUGGCCUGUGGGGCAAGGUGGACGUGGAUGAAGUUGGUGGUGAGGCCCUGGGCAGGCUGCUGGUUGUCUACCCCUGGACUCAGAGGUUCUUUCAGUCCUUUGGGGACCUGUCUUCUGCUGAUGCCAUUAUGAGCAACCCCAAGGUGAAGGCCCAUGGCAAGAAGGUGCUGAACUCCUUCAGCGAUGGUCUGAAAAACCUCGAUGACCUCAAGGGUGCCUUUGCUAAGCUCAGUGAACUGCACUGUGACAAGCUGCACGUGGAUCCCGAGAACUUCAAGGUGAGUCUAGGAAAUGUUCCA
This is a messenger RNA of Suricata suricatta (meerkat), 401 nucleotides long. RefSeq names its product hemoglobin subunit beta-2. Gene Ontology annotation, cellular component: hemoglobin complex; blood microparticle; haptoglobin-hemoglobin complex. NCBI's taxonomy places the organism in Eukaryota, Metazoa, Chordata, Mammalia, Carnivora, Herpestidae. The transcript has 2 exons. Gene Ontology annotation, molecular function: haptoglobin binding; peroxidase activity; oxygen binding. Gene Ontology annotation, biological process: oxygen transport; hydrogen peroxide catabolic process. The record is from RefSeq and is a predicted model, not a curated record. The annotation marks the transcript as partial.